CCGUCCAACUAGCUUAGCUCGGCCACGCGUUACGGUUCCACGAGAGAUUUCAUUAUCUUGCUGAAAUUUCAUUCAAAGGUAGAGCAGUGCUAGCGACUGUUUUUUUUUUAUAACCAUAAAAUAUAAACUCAACUGGCCUGUUUACAGAACUACACAGCUUCAACCAAACAAUAAUGUUAAUCUUGUCACUCCUUGUCAAUCGGUGACGGUGUCACUCGUGCACUCAAUCAAACUGUAUUUUUGUAGUAGGCCUGCUGCUUGUGACAUCGACAGUGUGUUACUGUUCUGGUUAGAGUUGGCUGGUAGUGUGUAGAGGAGGAGAGGGGAAACGUAACCACCAGCAUGCCUAUCACACAACUCACAACAGCUCAACAAGGUGCCCCUUCACCAGGGUAUGGAGCGCCCCAACAACAGGGCUAUGGAGCACUCCAACAACAGGGAUAUGGGGCACCCCAACAGCAGAGCUACGGGGCACCACAGCCACAGGGAUAUGGGGCACCCCAACAACAGGGCUAUGGGGCACCUCAACAACAGGGCUACGGAGCUCCCCAACAACAGGGCUACGGAGCUCCCCAACAACAGGGCUACGGGGCACCCCAUCAACAAGGAUAUGGGGCACCUCAGCCACAGGGCCAAGAACCACCCCCCGGCUAUGGGGCACCUCCCCCUACACAACCAUCAGGAGCAGCAGCAUGGGUGCCUGGUGCCGCAUCUACAGACGCACCCCCGUAUUCCUGGGAUACCAUCCCGGACUCUGACCCAGAGGACGAUGAGAACGCGACGGAGGAAGGAGGACCAAAUCCUGACCCUCGAGAAUUGGAACCUGUACCGGGCUACGAGACCGUUGUUUUUAACAGCGGGCCUCCCGUUCCUCCACCGGCCUAUGAGCCUCCAACAGAGAGCAGUUGCCCACAGCAAAUAUUUGACUCCAAUGACGGAAUAGGGGAGGAGGCUGUGAGAGCAGCCAUCUUGGCCUUCGUUGACAAACACUGUUGCUAUGGUUCCAGACCAGCCAAGAACAUGAACAUCACUAGGACCAUACCAACUCACGCGUUUCAUUAUCUCUUAGAAACCUUCAAUGAGUCAAGGACAACAAGUCGUAAGUUCCUGCCUUAUAGAGGUGGAAUAGUGGACGGGCCGCUAAAUGGUGCCCCACCGCCGCCAUGGUCGAUGCACUGCAUGCCGAAUACAAUGUUUGAUACACACGAGAAGCAACUGGAAGUCCCACACACAUCAUAUCUUAAGACUUGCCAUCGUUGUGCUGGGGCAGGUUUUGUACAGUGUGGGCGCUGUCAUGGUCGAGGCAGGGUUCGUUGUUCUUCAUGUAGUGGGAGUGGAAGAAGAACUGUUCAUAGGAACGGGAAAUCUAGACGAGUGUCUUGUUCCUGGUGCCAUGGCUCGGGUAGAAGAAGAUGUACACGGUGUGGAGGAGAUGGCAGAGUGACUUGCCCAACUUGUAGCGGAUUUCGCACGCUUCGUCAUUUUAUUCUCCUUUCAGUCAAGUACGUCAACAAUUUUUCUGACUACAUCUUGGAGCGUUCUGAUAUGCCUGACGAGCUGAUAAGAGACGUCAGUGGGCAGGUUGUCUUUGAGCAGACGCUCCCUUUUGUGUGGCCAAUCUCACAGUAUCCCGUCACUGAGGUGAACGAAAACUCAGUCCGGCUUGUUAGCGAGCAUCGUACUGCAUGGCCAUAUGCAAAGACGUUACAUCAGAGACAAACUCUUCGUUCAGUACCUGUAACCGAGGCUCACUAUGAUUGGAAAGACGUGAGUACACGUUUCUGGGUGUACGGCUUUGAACACAAGGUCCAUGCACCAGACUACCCACACCAAUGCUGCUGGGGCUGCAAUGUACUGUAAACUUGAUGGAGCAACUGUAAGAUGUCUUCACCAACCUGGCGUAACGAGGCAGAGUUAUCAAGCUUAUCAACAGGAGCAGGAGUGUGGGUUCCAGUCCUGGUUUGACACUCGCAGGCAUAAGGUUUAUCCCGAUUCAGAACGGCAAUGCUUUGUGGGAAAGGGUAUGGGGCAGUUUGCUAUGCGAUGUAUGUUGUCAUGCACGACUUGCGCACGCAUCACCUAUAUCUUUGUGUGAGUUCAACAGCGCCCUCUCUUGAUAUUUUGCUAUUGGCGAUAAACCUUAUGAUAUUCUUCUUACUUUAAUCUGGUUUCUUGGGAAAAUCUGAACACUUGUGAUUAAAGGGCUUGAAGCGCCUUUUAAAGCCUAUACCAUGUCUACACGCAGGUCAGCCCCCCAUACUCCAUAAAAUAUUCCUACAUUUUUCCAAAUAACAUGCCUACAACUAAAACACUUCACAAUUAUUGCCGCAAACUGGAUAGGGCGUAAAGCCGUGGGUACGGGUAUGGUGUAAUGACCCAAACAAAAAAUAUCUCAGUUACACUUAUGACUAAGAGACGGUGGUUUAUUUGGCCUGAGUCUCUCUGGCAAUUGCGCAGCAGCACCUUGUAAAGCCUUAUUAGGGUGCUAUAUAAAUGUGUCUCAUAGGACCUACAUAAAAUUGUUGUACAAUUAGCUAAGAACAAUUACUUGUGCACAAAAUUUAAUCAGGAAAAAAAUAACAUCAAAGGUACAUGGAAACUUAUAAAUUCAUUACUCAAUAAGCAUAAACAAAGUUUGAACCCCACUUAUUUUUGUACUGAUGACAAUAACAAAAUUACUGCUAGGAAAGACAUUGCUGAUGCCUUUAACAAGUACUUUGUUGACAUAGGGAGUAACCUUGCCAGCAAGCUACCAUUAUGUAACACCCCUGUUGAAACAUUCCUUGGUGCAAGAUGUUCGAAUUCACUCUUCUUGACACCCAUUACGCAAGGAGAAAUUGCAACAUUGAAUAAACGUUAAUAUCUAUCUAUCUAUAACCUUACUUAAAUGUGUUUCUCUUUGUUCAAUUGCCUUGAACACCUUGUAUAAAGACGGUCUGUCCCUAUAACUAGAAGGUAGGGCAGGGGAAAGCUUAUUAGCUGUGGUUGUCCCACGUCUGUGGAAUGAGCUUCCUUGCUUGUAUGAGAGAAGCGAUCUCGUUGCCUGUAUUCAAAUGUCUUCAUAAGCAAUUCCAGGGUCAAUUUGUAUGUUGUACAUGUUUGUUGUAGGUUUUUUGUUUUGUAUUUAAUGUUUCCUGUAAAAAUGUGCUAUUUUUCAAAUAGCGCUAUACAGAUGCUCUGUACUAUUAUAAUUAAAUUAAUAUAUUAAUAUUAUUAUUAUUACCAUCUUGAUGCAUCAAACUAUUUGAUAAAUCUAAAACUUAAUUACCUCCAGGUAUUGGCUCUGUGUAUUUCACCUUUAUAGGCAAAGUAUACCUUUGGAUUUAGGACCGAUCGAUACAACAAACUAACCUGUGAAACUAGUGGAAACUAGGGGAGCGAAUGUGUCCAUGCUGGAAGAGUAAUCCCUUAUUAUGUACGAAUACUCAAUCAAAAACAGAAACGUUAAUCAAAGUGAUGCUUUUCAUAACCACAUUACCUUGAGGGACAAUGUUUUUCUCAAAAUGCUGUAUUCUAUCAAAACAUUCUGUGGGCCUCUAACCUAAUGUUUUUACUGCCAUUAUUGUUACGAGUGAUUACCAAAUGUUCAUUUUCCAUUUACCUGUACUGUAAUGAUACAUGAAGCUGUUUUAAUGCACUUCAGCCUUAUUAUCAAUAAGAAAUAUACAUACUCUGUAAAUAUUUUCUGUAAUUAUUUAUUUACUUAAAUCAAUGUUCAUUUCUUUUGAACUCAAGUACUGUAUGUGUUCUAUUUCUGUAGAUAUUUGUUAAUAGUACUACAAGGGGGCAGCACAUGGUUCAGUUUACCUGUAAGUACAGGUUUUCCUGACCAAUGUCGGCAAAUCAUUAAUGCUCGUCCAAAGUCACGCAUUUUUCUCUAAUCUACUCAAAAUGUGUUUUAUUAAGAUGUCAAUGCAUUCAGUUUUACUAGAAUUUUUUUCUUGUUCAGAUUUUUCCUUUUUUUUUCAGAUUGUUCCAAUGUUUCCUUGUUCAGAUUCCGGUUUUGUUUUGUAGGCAUUUGAGACUACACUUUGACCAUUCUGAAGUUUGAUUCCGAUCUUUUACAAUUAACACUAAUGUUCGACGCAUGCUUUAAUACAAGACAUUAUAACUAUUUAAUUUACUUACUGUACCAUUAAUUUUAAGUCAAACUAAAGUUUGAGUUAUAUAGGCAAUGUAUACAUACAGUUGUUUCUUGUUAUAACAAGAUCACUGGGACUGGCCAAAUUACCAUUUUAUACCAACAAAAUUAUGAGAGGACAGCAAAAAAGCAUAAGUGACAGUCAGGUCUCCAGGGUGUACUCUUGAUAACCAUGCUCUUUUAAAACAAGGGUUGACUAUAUGUAAUUUUAAAAACUUGAACAGUAUUAACAAAUUCUAAAUAUUAGGACCAAAAAGGCUGUGUAGUAAGAAGCGAGCCCCACCCCCCCCCCCCCUAAAAAAAAACAGUUAAGAGCCUCGAUUCUUGGACUCAAGCUUUUUGUUUGGGGCCUCACAGGGUCACACUCGGGCUUCGCCACAACACUGCUAGAACUUAUUAUUGUGACCAAACUUUGGAUAGUUGAAACAUUUUGUGUUGUUUUAACGUAAAUGUUUUUUGUAUUAAGCGCCUUGAGGCCUACCAUAAGGCGCUAUAUAAAUAAAUAUGUAUUUAUUAUUAUUAAUAAUAUUAAUGUGCUUUUCAUCUUAAAAAUUAUUCUCAAGCAGCUUGUGUACUAAAUGAAUUAUGCAUCAAACUGACAUAAAAACAAAAAACAUGUUCGUUGUCAUUCUAAAUGUUUGCUGAAAGUCUUGUCAAACAAAUAAAAACAGUAAACUCUGCACUGAGAGAUGGAAAAUGUAGUUUCUAGUUUAUUUUAUUGCAGUCAUAUUCAUAUCUUCACACUUUACAGACAAAUAAAAUAUAGAGUGAUAUUUUUCAAAAUUUCAAUACGAAAAAAGAAACUUCCUGAAAAUGCUCCUCUUGAGUGAAUUGUUUACAUCCUUUUGAACUUCCGUAAAAACUCUACAUAAAUACAAAUUAUUUCAAAGAAAACAAAAAAUAAACGUUUACUUAUAUAUAAUAUUUUUUAGCAUUUUUGUGUUUUUAAAACUCCAAAUGAAAAAAUGCUGAUUGUCAGAAAAUAACAGCUUUGGUUAAGUUGUUUAGCAAAAAAAAAAAGGGAGCAGUAGGGCACCAGCACUGCAAAUGUACAUUAAAAUGGCAUUUCAGCUGGUAAACUGCGGGUUCGUACAGAGUGCAAUCUCACUAAAAUGUGAGAUUUAACGUCUUCUUCUAUUGGUGUACAAUUCAUGCCUACAUGAAGUCUAGGCUCUUUGGCUCUUUUGUCAGAAAGCGAUGUGACAUGCACUAUACUGAUUGUGGACAAGUUGUUAAUGGUCUGUUGCGGUGAGAUAGUCGAGUCGUGUUGGUGGGGUAAAAAUUCAGGUUUCCGCAAUCGAAACUCAUCGAUAAUAAAGUGUUUAUUUAUAAUCUGGAAAAAGGCCUCAACUAUAUACAUAAAAUGCCAACCCUGUAAAUCUUUGGUAUAUUAAUACCUGCUAGGAAUAUUUUGGUCAAAAACUAAUAAAAAAAAUCCUCCUCAUAAACAUGUAUAACACUUUUUUGUACACAACUUCAAUUACACAUGAAGAAAAAAUAUAUACAUGUAAAACCAAAUGAGGUUGAAUUUGACACCUCAGUUACAAUAUCUCAUUUCACCCAAAACAACUUUAGUGUAAGACUUUUUUUCAGUUGGUAUAAGGCACUCACAAUUCUUUUUGUGUCUUAAAAUUACUGAAAAGAUUUCACACGUGGACGGAUCAAAAAUAUUUCGUAGUAUUAACAAAUUAUUCUACAUUUUUUUAUGACUGUUAAAGGUGCAGCAGUUAAGGCAUAUUGUUCUCCAUCACACAAAAGAACAGUCAGUGAUCAUUUGCCUGCUUACUUAUUUAAAGGAACGUUACAGAAUUGGUAAGAAACAGAAAUCGUGAAGAUCACAGAUUGACAUAAAAUUU
Asterias rubens (European starfish) is the source of this 5997-nucleotide messenger RNA. RefSeq names its product protein SSUH2 homolog. The transcript is spliced from 12 exons. The coding region runs from base 343 to 1860 and encodes 505 amino acids. NCBI's taxonomy places the organism in Eukaryota, Metazoa, Echinodermata, Asteroidea, Forcipulatida, Asteriidae. The record is from RefSeq and is a predicted model, not a curated record.